UCACUUUUGCAAGCACCAAAAACAAAAAACAAAUAAUUCAAGUUAUCACCGUUACGCCAACUUGGCACGACUCGUGGGGGCUCCACAAGCUAUCAAUUGGGAGCCAGCAAUUUAAACAGACGAUCCAACUUUACACAAUGUGUUAUUAGAUGCAGUGUCGUUUUCGUAAAUCAUUAGAGAUCCAAGCCCUAUAUUUAUAUUAUAUUAAAACAACCUCCACACUUUACAUUACUCUACUCAUCAGACAGCCACGAGUCUCUCUCUCUCUCUCUCCCUCUCCAUUAUCGAACGCCGUGUCGGCGAAGCCACGAGUCACUUCUCUCUGACGCUUGUCGUCAUCUUUUCUAACUAUCAUUGUUCGAAACUGAAACGGUGCGUUUUAACCUCACCGGCGACGGAGAAAAAAAAAUAAAACAUGAGGAAGGAUGUUUCGCCGCCGGUUUCGACCACCACCGUAAGAUUCCUCGUCGGAUUCGAGAAGAAGCCAUUGAUUGCUACAUUGCUAGCUCUCUCCCUCGUCAUGAUUAUCUGGAACCUUCCUCCUUACUACCACAGCCUCAUCUCCACCGCUCGUCCCUGCUCCGUCUCUCCCGUCGCCGUCACCACCACCACCACCACCACCAUCCUCUCCUCCACAUCAUCUCCGUCACCUGAAAAUUUCACCGCCUUCUCCGCCACACCGGUUACUUCCCAGAAGUACGAUUCGUCUCCCUCAGAUCCGAACAAGCGCGUUUUCCAGCCGUUCGGAAACGCGGCGGCGCUUUUCGUCCUCAUGGGAGCUUACCGCGGCGGUCCGGCGACAUUCGCCGUCGUCGGACUCGCCUUGAAGCCGAUCCACACAUUCGGCAAACCGUGGUUCAAGUGCGAGUGGUUAGCGAGCAACGGAACCUCGAUUCGAGCUAAAGCAGUGAAGAUUCUUCCCGAUUGGGGAUACGGACGCGUGUACACCGUCGUCGUCGUCAAUUGCACAUUCCAAUCGAACCCUAACUCCGACAAUUCCGGAGGUAAACUCAUCCUCAACGCUUACUACGGCGAGUCUCCGAGACUCUUCGAGCGGUUCACGACGAUGGAGGAAUCCGCCGGAUCUUACGACGAUUCCAAAUUCUCGCCGCCGUAUCCGUACGAUUACUUAUACUGUGGCUCGUCUCUUUACGGGAACGUGAGCUCGUCGCGUAUGAGGGAGUGGAUUGCUUACCACGCUUGGUUCUUCGGAGACAGAUCUCACUUCGUCUUGCACGAUGCUGGUGGUGUUUCGCCGGAAGUUAGGGAGGUUCUUGAGCCUUGGAUUCGUGCCGGGAGGGUCACGCUUCAGGAUAUUCGGGAUCAGUCGCAGUAUGAUGGAUACUAUUACAAUCAGUUCUUGAUCGUUAAUGAUUGCUUGCAUCGGUAUCGUCACGCUGCGAAUUGGACUUUCUUCUUCGACGUCGACGAGUAUAUCUAUUUGCCUGACGGAAACACGCUUGAAUCGGUGCUCGCUGAGUUCUCGGUUAAUACUCAGUUCACUAUUGAGCAGAAUCCAAUGUCUAAUGUUCUUUGCUUAAACGAUGCCUCUCAAGAUUAUCCCAGGCAAUGGGGAUUUGAGAAGUUGCUAUUUAAGGAAUCAAGAACAAACAUACGGCGUGAUAGGAAAUACGCGAUUCAGGCCAAGAACGCGUUUGCGACAGGAGUUCACAUGUCUGAAAACGUAGUAGGGAAAACACUACACAAGACAGAGAAAAAGAUACGUUAUUACCAUUACCACAACACCAUAACCGUGCACGAGGAGCUUUGCAGAGAGAUGUUACCUGUUUCGGCCAAGAACAACGUGACAUUUUACAAGAAGCGUCCAUUUGUGUACGACGAUAACAUGAAGAAGCUAGUGAAAACGGUUAAAGAGUUUGAGAAGAAAAAACUCGGGACGGAAGUUGUGGAAAAUUUCUCAUGACCAGAUAUAAUAAACCUAGUUCCUCUGAUAAGCAUUUUGUGUAUAAAGGUAUAGUUGUUACCGUUUACUUGUAUCAUUUUUCGUUCUUGUUUUGUCCUCUUUUUACUAUUUCAUUAAUAACUUUUAUCAAUACUAGGAAAGAACCCGCGCAUAUGCGCAGUUUUAUUU
This is a messenger RNA of Eutrema salsugineum, 2092 nucleotides long. RefSeq names its product galactan beta-1,4-galactosyltransferase GALS1. The coding region runs from base 416 to 1924 and encodes 502 amino acids. The transcript has 2 exons. The record is from RefSeq and is a predicted model, not a curated record. Lineage: Eukaryota; Viridiplantae; Streptophyta; Magnoliopsida; Brassicales; Brassicaceae.